Fusarium musae is the source of this 2115-nucleotide messenger RNA. RefSeq lists its product as uncharacterized. Gene Ontology annotation, biological process: chromatin remodeling; regulation of transcription by RNA polymerase II. The record is from RefSeq and is a predicted model, not a curated record. The coding region runs from base 1 to 2115 and encodes 704 amino acids. The transcript is spliced from 2 exons. Gene Ontology annotation, cellular component: SWI/SNF complex; nuclear chromosome; nucleus. Lineage: Eukaryota; Fungi; Ascomycota; Sordariomycetes; Hypocreales; Nectriaceae. Gene Ontology annotation, molecular function: transcription coregulator activity.
AUGGCCGCUCAGCCCUCCGCGUCAAUGUCUUCGGCGCCGGCCACGGGCUUGGCUGCCACUGGCGCAGAUAAGGAUAUGUCCUCCUCGAACUCCCCUAGUAAUAUGCCGGUGCGCACGAAGGAGUCCUUCGAUAAACUCAUGGUCGAGCGGUACAUCACCCGCGAUGCCAUCGCCGCCGCGGCGCUCGGCGGUCAGCUCGACCAGACACGCAGGAUAAUGAGCGAUACGCGCGACAAGAUCCAAGAAUACCGCCAGGUCCGCACCGAGUACCGUCAAUGGUUCCCCCCGUCGAGGCUCUACGGCGAGGGCUACAAUGGCUUCGCAAAUGGAUACACAGAGAACCAAGGACCCUCACGAAUCAUCUAUCCCUCCCAGAAGCCCCGACCUGGCCAACGAACGACGCCACCCCUCAAGUACAAGCGCAAGGAUAUGCUGAAGCAGGCCGAGCAGCACGAGGAGCUGGUCCCGUUGCGCCUAGAGGUCGAGUGGGACAAGAUCAAGCUGCGCGAUACUUUUACCUGGAAUUUGCACGAGAGGCUUCUCCAGGUCGAAUUGUUUGCCGCGCAACUUGUCGAAGAUAUGGGCCUAAAGCCCCCCGCGUCUCAGCCGGUGUAUGAGCAGGUUGUUCAUCAAAUGCGAGAGCAGCUCAACGACUUUUACCCGCUGGUAUAUUCAGAAGAUGAUGCGCUUGACCCCGAGCUCCCCUAUUCAGCAUACAAAAACGACGAGAUGCGAAUCCUCGUCAAGCUGAAUAUCACGAUUGGCCAGCAUACCCUUGUUGACCAGUUCGAAUGGGAAAUCAAUAACCCGUCAAACUCGCCAGAGGACUUUGCUGCCAACAUGGCUCGGGAUCUGUCCCUAUCUGGCGAAUUUACAACCGCCAUCGCGCACUGUAUUCGAGAGCAGACACAGCUCUUUACCAGGAGUCUAUACAGCGUCGGCCAUCCUUUCGAUGGUCGGCCAGUCGAAGACCCUGAUCUCGUCGGUGCAUUUCUCCAGACGCCUCUGCCCACGGUCUUCCGACCGCAGCAGCAGGCCAAGGAAUACGCACCGUAUCUCUACGAACUCAGCGAAGCAGAUCUGGAGCGGAACGAGACGAUAUUCUCUCGUGAGCAGCGUCGUCAGAAGCGAUCGAUCAACAGAAGAGGAGGUCCCCAGCUGCCCGAUCUUAGAGAGCGGCAAAGAACCAUUCGAACUUUGGUCGUCUCUUCUGUUUUGCCUGGGGCUGCAGCUACCAUCGACGAGAGUAGACUCUACAAACGGGCUGCUGGCCCCAGGGCGAAGCGCGUUGUACGUGAUGGAGAGAUCUCUGAUUCAGAUGAUAGCGACGAUUCAGCUCCUGAUUCACCCGCCCCCUCCCAAAUCACAGGUGGUACUGCUCGAACACGAGGUAUGCGCGGUGCUGCAUCUGCAGCUCAGCAAAGAAUGGCCAACCUCGGCCGGUCUGAAACCCCUGAAUCGAGUGCCAUUACACAUCACCACGAGACUAGGACCUCCCGCCGGUUCAGAGAGGAAACAGAGGAGCCUCUGCAGUUGAUCGUGACACUCAAGCUGUCCCGCGACAAGCUGAGGCGGUUGAUGAACCGCGACUACUCAGACUUGAGGCCGCCGUCUCAGACACCAGUGUCCUUCCCACGAGCACCAAGCGCCUCCACUCCCUCAAGAUCCAUGCCACCGCCACCCUCGACCCCGUCCAGCGCUAUGCCUCACGCUUCAGCAACUCCAUCCUCGUCCCUUCCGCCAGGCCAACUUGGCCGGCUACCGGCCCCUCCGACAGUUCCUGGACAGUCUUCUCACAUGCCAUCACCCCCGGCCCCGGAAUGGCUUGUCAAUGCCCUCAAGGAUUUAGAGAAGACCUAUAACCGUGGCGACAGGUUCGAGGCCACGAUGAAGUACUCCUUUCUGCACCCCGUGACAGAGCUACCUAUCCAAGGCCAGCCUCUGCCCGAAGGUGUUAAAUAUGCCUGGCUGCCGCGUAUCCGCUGCCUGGACUGUACAACCAAGCUCUAUACACCUGGCCCAGAUAUGACGGUUAAGAAGUUUGAGACCCAUCUCGAUUUCUCAGGGCACAAGAAUGCUGUUGCUAAGCGCGUGGCGAGGGAGGCCAAUCCUUGA